Arabis nemorensis is the source of this 1005-nucleotide messenger RNA. NCBI's taxonomy places the organism in Eukaryota, Viridiplantae, Streptophyta, Magnoliopsida, Brassicales, Brassicaceae. The record is from the annotation of a GenBank genome assembly.
AUGGGUUUCAACUUGAAGAAGAUUACGAGAAAGAAGACUUUGAUUGGACUUGGCUUAGGACAGAUCCUCUCUCUUCUUGUUACUGCUAAUGUGUUUACAUCUUCUGAGCUAGCUAGAAAAGGAGUUAAUGCUCCAACAUCACAAUCGUUCUCCGGUUAUUUGUUAUUGGCAAUCGUCUAUGGAAGUAUCAUGCUGUAUCGAAGACCAACUAUUAAGGCCAAGUGGUAUCACUAUUUCCUCGUUGCUUUAGUUGAUGUGGAAGCAAACUUUCUUGUGGUGAAGGCGAAUCAGUACACAUCGAUAACGAGUAUAAUGCUGCUUGACUGUUGGGCGAUCCCUUGUGUUUUGGUCUUGACUUGGGUUUUCCUCAAAACAAAAUACAGAUUUAAGAAGAUCAGUGGCGUGGUAAUCUGUAUUGUUGGUGUUGUCAUGGUAGUUUUCUCUGAUGUUCACGCAGGGAGUCGAGCGGGAGGAAGUAAUCCUGUGAAAGGUGAUCUUCUUGUUUUAGCUGGAGCAACUUUAUAUGCUGUUAGUAACACCACCGAGGAGUUCCUUGUGAAGAGUGCAGACACAGUUGAGCUGAUGAGUUUUAUGGGAUUAUUCGGCGCCAUUAUUAGUGCCAUUCAGAUAGGAAUAGUUGAACGCGGUGAGCUCAAAGCUAUUCACUGGUCAGCUGAGGCGGCUUUUCCUUUUGUUAGAUACGCAGUCACGAUGUUUCUCUUCUACUCAAUACUCCCGGUUUUACUCAAGACCAAUGGUUCAACAAUGUUCACACUCUCGUUACUCACAUCAGACAUGUGGGCGGUUUUGAUACGCAUUUUUGCCUACCACGAGAAGGUGGAUUGGCUCUACUACUUGGCAUUUGCUACUACAGCUAUUGGAUUGAUCAUAUACUCAAUGAAGGAGAAAGAUCAAGAGGAGCAAAGAAAUGGAGAAGUGGUAAAUGCGGAGGCUGAGCGGAGGAAGCUGUUACACGAGGAGGAUGGCGAGCCGCCUAGUGUCUGA